This is a messenger RNA of Limulus polyphemus (Atlantic horseshoe crab), 916 nucleotides long. RefSeq names its product solute carrier family 22 member 5-like. The transcript has 3 exons. The record is from RefSeq and is a predicted model, not a curated record. Lineage: Eukaryota; Metazoa; Arthropoda; Merostomata; Xiphosura; Limulidae. The coding region runs from base 338 to 772 and encodes 144 amino acids.
UGUUCUUCUUGGAAUUGUGUUCUAUUAUAAAGAAAUGGUUGUUGCACAUACCACAAUUGUCCGAAUCUUGACUACCUUAAGUGUGAAAUUUCUUAUGGAUUUUUGUUUAUGAUGCCAUUCAAUAGAUGGCGCGGGAGUUUUGGUUACAUACAUAGAUACUGACAUACGUCCAUUAUAGUAAGAUUAGCGUUUUCUCUUAUCAUUUUUUUAGCAUCUUUUAUAUUUAUUUUAGUUGAUGUCUACAUCCAGAUUCAUUUAGCUAUCAAAAUAACACAAAACGAAACCUUUUUUUUUUACUGUAGCGUUGCACUUAUAUAUCUUACUUUUCACGCUAGAUAUGGCUUUAGGCACAACCAUUGGGGCCCUGGUAGGAAAGUUUGGCUGCUCGGGUGCCUUCAUGGUUAUGUAUCAACAGGCAGCGGAACUUUAUCCAACCCCUGUCAGAGCUCUGGGAAUGGGAACCAGUGCCUCCAUAGCCGGAAUAUCUCUAAUUGCCACACCUUACCUUAUCUAUCUGGGUACAUACAAUCAACACAUUCCUUACAUUAUAAUUGGUGGGAUUUGUCUGUUAACAUCGUUCAUGGCGUAUUUUCUUCCUGAAACACUUCACGCUAAGUUACCACAGACCAUAGAGGAUGGUGAAGGAUAUGACAACGAUAAGAAACACUGCUCGUGCUUCAGCCUGGAGAAAUCUUGGAAUACAGCAACAGCAGAUGAAAAAAUUGUCUCCGUGAUUCAAAACGGAAAUUUGAAACCAUUGUCAACCCUUUAAUGGUAGAGAAUGGAUCAAACUCAUUUGUUCGUCUUGAAAUCAGAGUUACGUAUAUAACAAAUAUACUUUCUGUCAAUAUACUUUCAAUUGGAAAGAUAUGAGAACAAAUAGAGCAUCCUAUAAAAUAUUUUAAGAAAAUAAAAA